AUGGGGUACUACGAUGAGGAUGAAAACCCCCGCAUCUGCUUCUCAGACACUGGUUGCAGGAGGUUAAACAUCUCCACAAAUAUGCGGCGCCACAGCUUCCCACUGGAGGCGAGGAAGGCCGCAAAUGUCAUCUAUGUGUCUGGGCCUGCAGUUCAGCCUAGGUCCUGGUUCAGCUUGGCCCGGGUCAUAAUCCGGCUUCUCUUGGCUGGCUUUGUUGUGUCCUGGUUGGCAAUGGCGAUGGCUACUGAUGGUGAGGUGCAGCAGCUGCAACACCAGGUAAAACAUCUGCACCAGCUGAAGGAGGAGGUCGAUCAUCUGCGAGACAGAGAGGCGGUGGUGGUGUUGAGAUCCUUCGAGGUGGUGGUGGUGUUGAGAUCCUUCGAGGUGGUGGUGGUGUUGAGAUCCUUCGAGGUGGUGGUGGUGUUGAGAUCCUUCGAUGUGGUGGAGGUGUUGAGAUCCUUCGAGGUGGUGGAGGUGCAGAGACUUUUGGAGUUGGCUUCCUCCCUUUCGAUGGCUGCAUGCGCUGCGCAGGCUGAGGUCUCAGGGCAAAAGAAAGGUAAACUGAAACUACCUUCAACAGCCCAGCCCCUCGGCCCCCACAGCCCCAUCCACAUGGACUAG
Messenger RNA from Knipowitschia caucasica, 621 nucleotides. Lineage: Eukaryota; Metazoa; Chordata; Actinopteri; Gobiiformes; Gobiidae. The record is from the annotation of a GenBank genome assembly.